AUGCCGAGCGACGUAAUGAAGGUUAAUUCUGGUUGUGGGUGUAAUAAUCGUGAUUCGAGGCAUCUAUACUCGACUACAACCGAUACAUGGUUGAGAAGAUUCAAAUCCGCACUAAAAUUUGCGCCUUCGUCGAGAGUACAUGAGAAACCUUGA
Messenger RNA from Sclerotinia sclerotiorum 1980 UF-70, 153 nucleotides. RefSeq lists its product with no specific name. Bases 1 to 153 code for a protein of 50 amino acids. The record is from RefSeq and is a predicted model, not a curated record. NCBI's taxonomy places the organism in Eukaryota, Fungi, Ascomycota, Leotiomycetes, Helotiales, Sclerotiniaceae. The transcript is spliced from 2 exons.